This is a messenger RNA of Symbiodinium necroappetens, 4641 nucleotides long. Lineage: Eukaryota; Dinophyceae; Suessiales; Symbiodiniaceae. The record is from the annotation of a GenBank genome assembly.
AUGAGCCAGGACCAGCUGCUCAAGAUGAUCCGGGACCUCCAGGGCCGCGUCUCGGCCUUGGAGGGCCAGCGCGGCUCCGAAUCCAAGGCGUCACGAUGCUGCAGCAAGACCACGGACAAGGGCAAAGACGACGGCUACUGCUUCAUGGCCGACGGCGAGGCAGCGACCGCCGUGACAGAGCCACCGCCGCCUCCCGGGGCGCCCCCGGCCAACCUCAAGCCGCCGCCGCCUCCGCCCGGGACGACGCUGAUCCGAGACCUCGCAGUUGCGACGCCAGUUUCGGAUGUCGCAGUCCCCAUAUCGGCAUCGAAGCGCACAGUGGGUCUGGCGGAAUGGCCACCACCAUCUGCCCAAGCAGUGCAGCAGAUGCUUGAGCGAUUUCCUCAGUUGGACGGCAUCUGUCGUGGCUCUCUCAUGAACCUGCCGCCUCAGUUUGCGCUCGCCAUCCUUUGGGACAUGGAUGCCAAGGGAGGGCCGGAGGAGAUCCGGAAUCCGCAGGACUUCGUGCACAGCGCCGCUCAGACUUUGCUGCGGCUGCCGCCAGGUGCAGUGGCUGGCCUGCCGAUGGCCACUGGGCCAAUGCUCGCUCCCCCGGCGCCGGGCAUGCCCGGUCAGCGAGUCAGCCCUGCAAUGCACAGUGUCUCCGUUGUGUUAUGCCGGUGCCUCCAGUCUUCGCUGCACUGUGAGGCAACGCUGCGCAUUGAGCGGACACACAUGCCGGCAGCCCUUCCAAGCCAAAAAGACGGCGAGUGCCUGGACCGGGGUUGGUCGCCUGCCGCACCUGCCGUUGACAAAGACAGUGGGUGGGUGCGGGAGAGCUUCCGCCUUGGAGCAGCCAUGGCGACCCUCCGAAGAAUGGAACAUCAGGUCUUCGCCGCUUGCAGUACAGGUGUGAGGGGCGAGCCGCGAUGUGCUGCUGCAGCGGGCCAUGCGGACUGGGCACAGCUUUCUGCUGCAGCAGACUUCGAGCGGCGUGCUGCUGCGCUGAAGAGUCGACGGGAAGGCCUCCUGCUUCCAGGGGAGCUUCGUGCCAUGGAAGUGGAAAAGGAGAAAGCGAGGCUGGCGGAGGAGCGCAGCGCCCGCCGCGCGGCCAACGCCAGCCAUGAAGCAGCCGAAGCGGAGGAGGAGGAGAAGCGAAAGGAGGUGAUGUUGAGUAAAUAUGCCUCGAGAAUCUGGGGACAGGCAGCGACCUCCGGGAAGAAGACCUUGAAGGUGGGCCUGUGCCAAAUGACGGCGCGGAACGACAAGGAGGCCAACUUCCACACCUGCAAGCAGCUGGUGACCGAGGCGGCUUCGCAGGGCUGCCAGCUCGUGGCGCUGCCCGAGUGCUUCGCCUUCAUCGGGGCCAAGGCCGGCGAGGCGCAGGAAGCAGCGGAGCCGCUGUCCGGGCCCACCAUGGGCCGCUAUGCCGCCCUGGCCAAAGAGCAGCAGGUCUGGCUGUCGCUGGGAGGCUUCCAAGAGAAGGUGGAGGGCGAGCCCGAGAACAAGAUUCUAAACACUCACGUGAUCCUCAACUCUGAGGGUGAGAUGGUGUCGGUCUACCGCAAGAUCCAUCUCUUCGAUGCUCCAUUCACCGGCUUGGUGGAGUCCAAGCAGACCGUGCCGGGCGCGGACGUGGUCGCCUGCGACAGCGCUGUCGGCAAGCUGGGCGUGACUGUUUGCUACGACGUCCGAUUUCCACAGCUGUACCAGCAGCUGCGCUUCGAACACGGAGCAGAAAUUUUACUGAUCCCCUCGGCAUUCUCCAUGCCGACGGGCGAAGCACACUGGGAGCUGCUCAUGCGGACGCGAGCAGUGGAAUGCCAGUGCUACGUGAUCGCUGCCGCGCAAGCCGGGUUGCACAACGAGGACGGCAACCGACGCCAGUCCUGGGGACACGCCAUGGCUGUGGACCCUUGGGGCAAGGUGCUGGCGGAGUUCGACGGCACCUCUUCUGGUGUCAAGGUGGUGGAGGUGCAGCCCGAUGCCCUCGAGGUCCAAGCCCGGGAGGCCGGGCGCCGACGGGCCUGGGAGGCUCCCGAGCUGCGCGAGCUGAGGCGCCACUACCAGGAGGUGGAGGCUGAGCAGCUGCGGCAGUUGCAGGUGCUGCGCAAAGAAGUGGAGGAAGAGACCCGUGAGCAGGAGGAGCAGGUUUCCAGAGUUGCCGACGAGGUCGAGUUCCUAGCGCAAGAGCGGGCGAGUGCCCACCUUGCAGCGGAGAGCCGUGCUCGUGCAGUGCAGGUGCAGAAGGAGGGCGAGGCAGAGGUGGCGCGGAAGACCCGUGACCAAGCUCGGAAAGCUGCGAAGGAGAAGCACCAAGACAAGAUGAUGGUGCAAGCGGCUGUUUACAAGGCACAGCAGCAGGACCUGCAGACGCAGACCCGGAGGCGCAAGCUGCAGGCUGCGGUGCGCACGGCCUUAGACAGGCUCGUGAUGGAGCAAGCCCAGCUGCGUGAACAGGAGGUCCGAAACGAAGAGGCUGCGAUAAAGCGUGCGCAGAGGCAGCAGAGUGCUCAGGCAUUCUUUUGGGCCGCGAGAGCCCAGGAGCGCCGUGCCGCGGAGCAGGCGCGAGCCCAGGUGCUGGAGAGAGUGGCCGCCUGUCUGGCGCAGCAGCAAGAAGACGAACAGCGUCUUCAGCUGUUGCAUGGCCUUCUACAGGAGGAGGCCGCAGCAGCGGCGCUGCGCCGAGAGGAGGAGCGAAGUCUUGAACGUCGACUCGAGGCCCGCACCAAAGCCGUGCAGGCCGCCGAGGACGGCCUCCGAAACCUCCGGGAGAAUCGACAGAAAGAGCAGGUAGAGGAAGCAACCUGGCGAGCUCGGUUCGUGGAGUCCUGUGCCGAAGAGGCGAAGCUCGAGCAGCUCAGCGACCAGAAGAGGCGCAUGCGACUUCUGGCCUUCAAGCGUGAGGCUGAGGAGUUGGCGGCCAAACGCCGCGAGCUGCGGAAGGCAGAGGUGGAGAAGGAGGAGGCAGAUUGGCAUCUUCAGAAGCUCAAGGAAGAGGAGCAGUCCCGCAUAGUGGAGGAAGAGAGGCGGAGGCUCUUGGAAGUUCAUGCCCGGGGUGGGUUGCUGGAUGCUGCAUGGUUCAGUGGGGAGGUCUUGCCAAAGCACAUCCAGGACAUUGACGACGGGUGGGGGAGUUGCAUGCACUGGAUGUUAGAGGGCCCAAGCAGAGUAAGGGAUCGGUGCAGAGACAGAGCUGUCGAUUUGUACCCCCUCGGUGUGGUCAGUCCACACAUUUCGGCUGCUACAGAAAGGUUCGCAGAGAUCGUGCAGGACGUGAUGGAGUCAGUCCAGAAGGAGCAAACCUCAUCCAACGGACGAUGGGUGCUGCGCAACACGUUCAUCGAACUUGUUGAAGAUGGCUCCCCUGCCAAUGCAGAUGGCUUCUCAAGCAACUGCUUGAUGCGCGCCAGCUCGGACUCCGUCCUCUACGAGGGUUACUCGCCCAACCAGGCACCUCAGGAGGUGGAGACCAAGGCGCCGCAGAAGCCUCUGCCGCCCGUGAAGGACUUCAAGGACUUUCCUUCGGAUGAGCCAAUCGAGUUCGAGCUCAAUGGCUGGAGCGACACGGAGACGAAUCCAGACACCAAGGAAGGUGAGAAGUCCUUGCCGCUGCCAUGCUACUCCCACAUCAAGGACUUCCCCAGUGGGGAGAGCACACCUCACACCGCGCAGGCAGCAGGACAUGACGACUUUGACCAGUACGUCGCACGAACACCGAGUCCAAGAGGCAUGGACUGGCCCAGUGGCUUCGGUGAAGCUGGCCAGCUCCCGAAAGAGGAGGACAUGAGGUCCGACCCGAUGCCGGGACUUGCCCCUCCGACUCACAGCCGCGUCUCCUCGUCUGACGUAGCACUCGACAACAAAAGUGCCUCGAAACAGGACCUCCAGAGGCUAGCAGCGGAGGUGGCCAGAUUGGCACAGGAGAACGAGUUUCUUCGCCAGCGGGUCAUGGCACAGGAACAGCGAAAGGAGGAGUCGAAGAGCCAGGGCGAGUCGCAGCCGGCAGCUACGACUCCCGUUCAGCAAGAGAGCAACAUGGGCUGGGCCACGGUGUUGAUGCCGGUGAGCUUCGGUCCCGGGUCGGGCAGCGGUUCUAUGCAGGACUCGGCUGAUUCCUGGAUGGGUCCUCAUGGCCCGCACAGCCAGGAGUUGGGCCAGGACAGCCAACAGGCCCGGCGACGUCGCUUCCGCCAGAAGGGCGACGCGGAGUUCGAGGCAGACCUGAACCUCCAGAAAGGCAGGCAGGUUCGUGGCACUGCCGUCCCGACGAAGCCUGUUGAGUGCGAUCUACCCAUGGAAGAGUGCACAACUGUGAUGCUUCGCAACUUGCCCAACAACUACACGCGAGCGAUGCUGUUGGCGAUGCUUGACAGUGAAGGCUUUGAGGGCAAGUACAACUUUUUGUACUUGCCGAUCGACUUUCAAAGCCGGGCCUGUCUAGGCUAUGCGUUUGUUAACUUGGUGGACCCCUCCUACGUGGCCCAAUUCUGGGCCAAAUUCAGCGGCUAUUCAAAGUGGGUGCUGCCAAGCAAGAAGGUGUGUGGAGUGAGCUGGAGCGGACCGCAUCAAGGGCUGGAGGCUCAUGUGGAGCGGUACCGCAACAGCCCUGUUGCUAGGACCAGGCAGCAGUGCCUCGCUUUCACGAAAGCCCUCAUCUGA